AUGAACGAAAACUCACCAGAAAGAUCUUCGGGGGUCCUUGGGGCCCCCAGAAACAGUGGAUGCUACACGGGAGCUCUGCCGCGUCCAGCAAGCGUUUGCAACAACAGCGGCAGCAGCGGCAAGAAAGAUGACAAUAGCUGCAGAAACAAAGAACAUGGAAAGAAGGGCCGGAAUUGCUGUCCCUCUGCUAGCAACUGGUGGCUGCUGCAGCCACUGCUACUUCGGGCACAGCAAGUGUUCGCCGCAGUUGAGUUUGAACUACAGCAGACACUGAAGCAGCAGCAGCAGCAUAUUGCUGCUGCUUCUGUCAGAGAUCUUCAAGCAUUUGCUGAUCUCCUUUCUUCCCUCGUCUGUAAUCAGGACGGCCAAAUUGAAUUGCCGCGCAAGGAGGCUUUGGAAGGCCCCUUGAUGGAGCAACACUGCGAGGGAGAAAAACUAAAAGCUUUCAGCAAUGCUGCGGGCUGCUACUCAGAAUCAACAUCAGUGGCGACACGAGAAGAAGCAACAAUAUUCACGACAACUGGAGCGGCUGCGACGCCAGCAUUUGCAUUGCUGCCCUCAUCUGAAAGAGCGACUUUGAAUACUCUGGCCCGUAGACUGCACGGAAGUAAAUCCCAAAAACAGCAGCAGCAAGGGCACUUUGACGAGCAUGAGAAUUCUCCCAGAAAAUAUCCGGUAGAGCAUCGUCGGGAGAUGGAGUUUCUUGGCAAUCUACAAGGAGAGAAAAGGCGAAAGACCCCGGGCGAUAUGAUUGAAACUUCAACAGACCAAGCCACGGCUGUUGCUCCUGCUGGUGCGGCCACAGCAACAGGUACGCAUCAAAGCAGGCGAAAGCGUGGAAGCCAUAGAGGUGAAGGCGGUACUGUAGCGACUGCGGUGCCGGGUACUGCCGAGAAUGAAGCAUUGGUUCAAAUAUCUACUGCUGUAACUUCAGGCGUUCCAGAGCCAACUGCCUCAGUGCCACCUCCUCCGCCUCCGCCUCCCCAAGGACCAGCAGUAAUGACAGCGGCGCCCCCCACGACGCCUUCCACUGCUUUGUUCCCACCUCCUCCGCCACCUCCUCUGCUGCCUCCGAAUUCCAGAGAGACCAUCCUGACAACAGGAGGAGCAACAGCGAAGGACUCACGGCUGUCAAAUGAUAGCUCUAUGGCUGUUCCGGGCUUAUCUUCAGAGACUUUGGAGGCCUUGACGGGCCUUGACGAGAAGGAGAGAGAAGAAACGAUCGCAAUUCUAAAUGCAUUAUCUUUACCGUCUCUCAUGCCGCUCAUCGAACAGCAUAGAGUAGACCCUGUAGAACUCGCUGCAACGGGUGAUCCAGUGGCCCCAGGAGCAUCGGGCGAUUCAGAUCCAGAAUUUUUGGGGGACAGUCUAAGAAGGUGUGACCGACAGCAGACGCAGGAGGAGCAGCAGCUGAAGCAGCAAAACCGGCAGCAGCGCCAUUCGAAACAAAGCAGCAGAAGCGUAAACAUACAAGAAGCUUCCCUUUCUUCUGCAGCACCUGGCGCGGCCCACUGCCGUGUGCAGGGUACCUCAAGCUUGUCUACCUUACGACCAGCAGAACUUCCUAGAGCUUCUGAGGGCUCUGACGCGGAGGAAGGAGAGAUAUCUGACUGUGGCUGUGAGGCGCCACCGGCUUUUGGCUCUUCCGUGGCACUUGGAAGUUCCCCUCAGGGGCAAGCCGGAGGGUUUGGCAAGGCGCAACAACACCAGCAGCAACUAGGAAGAUCUUCAGCUCCAACUUCAGAGCAGGUUUCCUGCAACCGCAGUGAUAGCAACUACAGGGGCGCGGAUGACACAGAAGAGGUUCAAGACGUUAUUUUAGGGCCAUCAGUCUCCUGCCAUCCCACUGUUGCACAGUGCGCAGGGCCUCCAGACCCGAGUCUGCUCGAUGCUUUGAUUGCUGCGAGGCCCCUGUCAUCAGAGGCCGUUCUAUCAAACCUUUACAGCUUGAAGAAGUGCGAGGCCGCCCGCCCGCAGCCGCAGACUCAAAGAAAGCAGAAGAGAAGGACACAAGAGGCACAACAGCGGCAUCGCCAGAGGUGGGCUGAAAUCCAGCACAGAAGGGCUCAAGCAGCAGCCAAGAGGCAACAAAUGAAAGCAAGCGCCCUUGGAAGUGAAGAAAACGUCGAGCACCCAUAUUCCAAGUCCCCGCUGCAGCCUUUGACACCCUUUACUCCAUACUAG
This is a messenger RNA of Eimeria necatrix, 2184 nucleotides long. RefSeq lists its product as hypothetical. The record is from RefSeq and is a predicted model, not a curated record. The transcript has a single exon. NCBI's taxonomy places the organism in Eukaryota, Apicomplexa, Conoidasida, Eucoccidiorida, Eimeriidae. The coding region runs from base 1 to 2184 and encodes 727 amino acids.